UUCUCUCUUGGAGCAUUUCACCCAGUUCAAUGGGGGGUUUUGUUGUUUAGAGUCUAUCAGAGAAGCUAUUUUGGUUUGUCUAAUCUACACCUAAAAUCCAGAGAGUGCUGCAGGAGGAACAGGCCUUUCUGGAAGUUACCACUAAACCAUUUGUUAUUUUUAUUAUUUUGUGCAGGUAGAAAAGGAGGCCACAAAGGCCGAGCAAGGCAGUACACGAGUCCUGAGGAGAUUGAUGCCCAGCUCCAAGCAGAAAAGCAAAAGGCAAGGGAAGAGGAGGAGCAAGAAGAAGGAGGUGAAGGAGCAACAGGGGACCCUAAAAAGGAGAAGAAAUCUCUAGAUUCAGAUGAGAGUGAUGAAGAUGAUGAGGAUUAUCAGCAAAAGCGCAAAGGAGUGGAGGGGUUGAUAGACAUAGAGAACCCCAACCGUGUCAUUCAGACAACCAAAAAAGUCACUCAGCUGGACCUGGAUGGACCCAAGGAGCUCUCACGACGAGAGAGAGAGGAAAUAGAGAAGCAAAAGGCAAAAGAAAGAUACAUGAAAAUGCACCUAGCUGGGAAAACAGAGCAAGCCAAGGCAGACCUUGCCCGAUUAGCCAUCAUUCGGAAGCAAAGGGAAGAAGCUGCCAGAAAGAAGGAAGAAGAAAGAAAAGCAAAAGACGAAGCGGCCAUGGCAGGUAAAAGACUGCAGUCACUAUCCCUUAACAAGUAAACACAGGCCAUGCAAGAGGAGGAAACACCAGGGAACUGUGCCUGGUCCUGUGGGAGCUCUGCAGUGUCACCUUCCAUCGAUGCCACGCAGGGCAUCCUGCAGCAUUGACCUCACCUCCACCUCCAAGAGACACUGACGAUGUGUUUGUCCUCAUCCUGGCACAGAUUUCCAUUUGGGGUUAGGGGCAGCUGCUCUCUGCAGUGCAGAGCUGUGCUGGACAGCAAUUCCCUGUAACAGUUCAGAAACAUGAAUGUUUUUGCUGUUUUUAGGAUCAAGAACUCGUAGACGGUGGGAGGGGGGCAGGGUGGGAGGGAGCUGUGUGGGAGGGGAGGUGCUUCAAAUACUAGAUUGCAAGAAAAUAGAUUGUGGGGUCGUUGUGGGGUGUGGCAUGGGGUGGGGAACUGACUUGGUUUGGAAUCUCAAAGGAUAAUGUAUCUGAGGAAUCCAGUUGGCAAAGAGCCCAUUAAAUUUUGCUGCAGGGCAUUGCAGUAUAAGCUGGGAGCCUGACUUCAUGGACAUCUGGAGUGCCGUUCCUUCCCAGAUUCAUCCCUCCUUUCUUGCAGCCAGUCUCCCCUUUUCCCUCCUCUUCAUUUUCUUUUUCUCCUCCUUAUUAGGGAUAGUGCCAGUUUUUAACCACAUCAUCCUUUGUUUAAAGGAGAAAAACAAACAACAUUUAUUGUGUCAGAUCCAGAUGGAAAAAAAAAACCAAAAAGCAAAAAAAAAAAAAACUUGAUCAAGUUUAAAAACCAUCAAGAGAACUUGUAUAUUUGGCUGAUUAAACUGUAAGUUAUCAGAA
This is a messenger RNA of Ficedula albicollis (Collared flycatcher), 1504 nucleotides long. It is a transcript of the gene PDAP1, whose product is annotated as PDGFA associated protein 1. Gene Ontology annotation, molecular function: RNA binding. The transcript has 5 exons. The annotation marks the transcript as partial. Gene Ontology annotation, cellular component: cytosol. Lineage: Eukaryota; Metazoa; Chordata; Aves; Passeriformes; Muscicapidae. The record is from RefSeq and is a predicted model, not a curated record.